Molecule: messenger RNA, 1098 nt
Organism: Brachypodium distachyon (stiff brome)
Lineage: Eukaryota; Viridiplantae; Streptophyta; Magnoliopsida; Poales; Poaceae
Product: mediator of RNA polymerase II transcription subunit 7a
Exons: 6
Coding region: 213-743 (176 amino acids)
Biological process (GO): regulation of transcription by RNA polymerase II
Cellular component (GO): core mediator complex; mediator complex
Molecular function (GO): transcription coregulator activity
Source: RefSeq, a predicted model, not a curated record
AUCGAACCAUGUGGAUCCUGGCCCAUCCCCAGCUUCCCCACAUUCCAACCCCUCCCAAACGACCCUUCCGCAUCGGCCUCGUCUCGUCUCCGCCCUCUCGCCGAUCGGCCUCGCCGGCGGCAGUCCGCCCCCCUUUUGUUCCUCGAGAUUGUAACCCUAGCUCCUCCGAUCCUCGCCUCUGUUCCUUGUGCGCAGAGUAAGGCCAUAAGGUAAUGGCGACAUCGUCGGCAUACCCUCCGCCUCCUCCGUUUUACCGUCUAUACAAGGAUUUCGAGAAGGACCCCUCGUCUGCGCCAGAACCUCCGCCGCCAAUCGAUGGAGCAUACCAGCUCUUCGGUGCUACCUACACAACGGAUGUGGUGCUGCCGAGUCUGGAGGAUCAAGGUGUUCGCCAGCUUUAUCCAAAGGGCCCCGAUAUUGACUUCAAGAAGGAGCUAAGGACCCUCAACAGAGAGCUUCAACUCCAUAUCUUGGAGCUAGCAGAUAUUUUAGUGGAGAGACCAUCUCAGUAUGCUCGCAGGGUUGAAGAUAUCUCACUCAUUUUCAAGAACUUGCAUCAUCUUCUUAAUUCCCUACGACCACACCAGGCAAGAGCGACAUUGAUUCACUUGCUUGAGAGCCAAAUACAACGUCGUAAGCAAGCAAUUGAGGAUAUAAAACAGAGGAGAGAGGAGGCACAAAGGCUACUUGGGGAAUCACUGCUUAUUAUAGAUGGAAGCCAGCAGGUCAUGACUCCAAUGUGAAGGCCAGUGACAUCCUUCGUUUCCUGGUGCCAAGUUGGCUGGAUCAAGACAGCUAUCGGUGUUUGUUUUAGGUGGUGAUUGCAUUUCGCACUUUGCUUGUAGAAAUAACUUAUCGACAUUUCGAUCCCUAAAAGAAGUCCUGCUGGCAUUUCAAGAUGUUCUGGCUUGCGAUGAUGAAUCAUGUAUCUGUGUUAUGUGUUGUGGAACUGUUAAGCACUGAACCCUGAGACUUGGGAUAGUUUCGCUUUGUAGUAAUCUUUAGAAUCACAUGAUUUUGUAUUGUUUUAUGUUACUUCAAUGUUGUGAACUGAAAUGCAGCUCUGGCAUGACCCAAAUGGGCAUGGUUUUUUGUGCA